GGGCGGGGCUUAAAGGACUACGGAAACACGUGACUUAACGAACAUUUAAAGAACGUUUUCGGGUGGCAAUCAUUUUAAUUUCAAGAAGGGUAAAGGCUUCUUAAAACCACCAGCCUCGCCGUGAUAUCCAGGGGAAAGAAAAUGUCCACCAUCAGGUACGGAACCAGCGUUGGUCCUUCAAGGGUUAAAGGAGAUGCUCGUGAGCACUGGGAGGAAGAUGAAGCCAAACCGGUUGACGAUGCUGAUCCUAAUGUGAUGAUGCAGUGCCCUUAUGACCAGAGCCAUCAGAUUCGGGCGUGUCGCUUCCCAUUUCACAUUCUCAAGUGUGCCAAGAAUCACCCCAAACUAGCAAGUGAGCUUAGGACGUGCCCCUUCAAUGCCAAGCACUUGGUCCACAAGCAGGAGCUGGCAUCGCAUAUUGAGCACUGUAAAGAUAAAUCCAUAGAGGAUGCUGUAGAUAGCAGUGCUGAGGUGAACCGGAAGUUUCACGUGCCUAUUAAGUGGACUGCUCCUGCAUCUAAGGAAGACUGGGAAAAAGAGUCUGAUGACAACGCAGAGACGUUUGUGUGGGGAGUGAAGAACAAUCUGCUCCCCGUAAAUAAGUCUGCGCCACCAGUCACCAACCACUUGAAGGCUGAAGUCCGUGCACCUCGAUCUUUCCCCUGGAAAUUCUGACAAAUCCCUUCUUUUUUUCAGUCUACAGCCAGCUGAAGAGUUUUUAUUAUUGAAGUUUUUAAAAUACUAGGUAUUUUUUGUGUGUUUUUCAUAAACUGUGUAUAAACAAGAUUUUCAGACUGCCCGUCAUACUCUGGAUCUGAACUCGAAUACCACAUUUGGCCUCUGCUGAGAUGUUAGUCUUGCUUUGGCUGAUUUUAGACCUUUAAGUCCAACAAGUCUGGUGUCAAACAAAGGAAGUAAGACUUCUGUUGGAAUCAUUGUCCUUUUCUCUUAUUAAUAAAUACAGCUUUGUUUGAACUUGUGAAAUUUUGUUUCUCGAUAGUGUUUGAAACAUGGGCUGUGUCUCAAUCAGCUCACUAGCUCCCUAGGUAAGGACUCACUACACACUGGGUGACUGAUGCAAAAUGAAGCAUUCUUUGGAAAAUUGUUGCAUACAAUGAGUAGUUUGUUAUUGGGGAAAACAUUCUGCAUUGAACUAGCCUAGUAAACUCUGGGGAUCUUUCUCCCAUUCAAUGCUUUGUUUAAGAGUAUCGCCUCUAAGCUUUUUGCAUUAGUAUACUAGGGCGAUGACACCUGUGAGGUCUACCUCCCCUUGGCGGAGUAUCUCCUCAAGGCUUUUGUAUUGUCACACCUUCAAGGCCUGCCCACUCAAGGCCUUUAAAACUGUAACGGAAGUUUCUUCUAGUUUCACUAGACUUGGUGAUUACAGUACCAUGGCAGUGUGUUCUGAUCUACAAUAAAACAUUCCUGCCGAACACUACUUCAGAGUCCCCUGGUCUGCUUCAGUGAAUUCGCAACAUACUCAAGGAGAAAUGGUACAAAUAUUCUCGUUCUCCUUCCAGUGACUCGGGCUGCGGUGAUGGUGGACCAUGUUAAUGUUGAAAUGAUUGGAGUGCGAGUUGGUGGGGCAGAGCCACAGGUCUGCCCUCUUCUCCUCAUCUCCAAUGCCUCAUUUAACCCGUGCAGACAGCUGGACACAGCAGAUGGGCCCUGCUGGCUGUGCUGACAACCGCUUUAUGCAAGUGUGUAUGCUUCUCAGAAACAUUUAGCAUUUCCUUGAGUGUGAAGGAGCCACAGUGUGUACUGAGGGUCUAUAAAUGUUUUUUAUAUUUGUACUGUGCAUCAACUCUUAUGAAAGAUACAGUCUCUUUAAUGGUGAUUAAAAGCCAAUGACCAGU
This is a messenger RNA of Hemibagrus wyckioides, 1856 nucleotides long. RefSeq lists its product as uncharacterized. NCBI's taxonomy places the organism in Eukaryota, Metazoa, Chordata, Actinopteri, Siluriformes, Bagridae. Bases 142 to 675 code for a protein of 177 amino acids. The transcript has 8 exons. The record is from RefSeq and is a predicted model, not a curated record.